Etheostoma cragini (Arkansas darter) is the source of this 3484-nucleotide messenger RNA. RefSeq names its product alkylglycerone phosphate synthase (gene agps). The transcript has 20 exons. Gene Ontology annotation, molecular function: alkylglycerone-phosphate synthase activity; FAD binding. The record is from RefSeq and is a predicted model, not a curated record. The coding region runs from base 81 to 1985 and encodes 634 amino acids. Gene Ontology annotation, biological process: lipid biosynthetic process. NCBI's taxonomy places the organism in Eukaryota, Metazoa, Chordata, Actinopteri, Perciformes, Percidae.
GAACGCAGCGCUUUUUUCCUGCGUUGACCUCUGACAGCCGCUCAUGGAUCCGCUCCCUACCUCACAAACACGGAAGCGGCAUGGCGUCCAACAGCAACGUCGGCGGCAGCUCCGACAGACAACGAAUUGCACAGCAAAGACUGAGAAUAAUUGCCGGACAUUUACAGGGACCGGUGGACAGUGACUCGACCAUCCUAGCCGCGGAGUGCAAAGCCCAGAGCAGCAAAACAGAUGUCUCCAAUGAGAGGAAGACGGUGCCGAGGAGAAGGCAGGAGAUUUUGAAAUGGAACGGAUGGGGAUACAGUGAUACAAGAUUCCUCUUUAACAAAAAAGGUCAAGCAGAAUUCACCGGUAAAAGAUAUAGACUAAGUGGUAUGAUCAUCCCUGCUCUGCAAAAUUGGUUUGAAGGCACUUUUGGAGCCAGUAUGCAGCAUAAAUCUCCAGCAAUGCCCAUUUUGACUAGCAGUGCUGUACAGCCUCCCACUCUUAACGAGGCCUUCGUGGACGAACUGAAAUCCACAGGUAUUCCCUUCUCUCAUGAUGCAGAGGACCGGGUGUUUCGCGGCCACGGCCAUUGCUUACACGAGGUCUUUGCUCUGCGAGAGGGGAAAGUUGGUCGUGUUCCAGAUAUGGUGGUAUGGCCAAGUUGCCACAAUGACGUAGUGAAAAUUGUGGAACUUGCAUGCAAACAUAAUGUUUGUUUGAUACCAUAUGGAGGAGGGACUAGCGUCUCUAGCGGCCUUGAGUGCCCCCCAGAGGAAACUCGCUGCAUUGUCUCUCUGGAUACCUCACAGAUGAACCGCAUUCUGUGGAUUGAUGAGAAAAAUUUAACCGCCCAUGUGGAAGCUGGCAUUGUCGGUCAGGAAUUGGAAAGAUUGCUUAAUGAGAGCGGCUACUGUACUGGGCAUGAGCCGGACUCCAUGGAGUUCAGCUCCCUGGGAGGCUGGGUAGCAACCAGAGCAUCAGGCAUGAAGAAGAACAUCUACGGCAACAUUGAGGACCUGGUUGUCCACGUAAAGAUGGUGACACCACAAGGAGUGAUUGAAAAGGGCUGUCAGUGCCCACGCAUGUCCACAGGUCCGGACAUUCACCACUUCAUCAUGGGCUCAGAAGGAACCCUGGGUGUGGUUACUGAGGUAACGAUGAAGAUUCGUCCCAUGCCGGAGUAUCAGAAAUACGGCUCAGUGGUAUUUCCUAAUUUUGAGCAGGGAGUGGCGUGUCUUCGAGAGGUUGCCAAACAGAGGUGUGCCCCUGCAUCUAUACGACUCAUGGACAAUGAACAAUUUAAAUUUGGUCACGCCCUGAAGCCUCAGGUAUCCUCAAUUUUCACAUCCUUUCUGGACGGGUUGAAGAAAUUUUACAUCACCAAGUUCAAAGGGUUCGACCCGGACCGCUUGUGUGUGGCCACCCUACUGUUUGAGGGAGACCGUGAGAAGGUCCUGCAGCAUGAGAAGCAAGUUUAUGACAUUGCUGCAAAAUUUGGGGGGCUGGCAGCUGGAGAGGACAAUGGGCAGAGGGGCUACAUGUUGACCUUCGUCAUCGCUUACCUCCGGGACUUGGGGAUGGACUACUAUGUGAUCGGGGAGUCCUUUGAAACCUCUGUGCCUUGGGACAGGGUGUUGGACAUUUGCCGAAACGUAAAGGCACGCAUCAUUCAAGAGUGUAAAGACAAAGGAGUGCAGUUUUCACCGUUAUCCACAUGCAGGGUGACACAGACAUACGACGCUGGUGCCUGUGUCUACUUUUACUUUGCCUUUAACUACAGGGGACUCAGUGAUCCAGUGCAUGUGUAUGAACAAGUUGAGCAUGCAGCUAGAGAGGAGAUCCUUGCCAAUGGAGGGAGCUUGUCACAUCACCAUGGAGUGGGGAAACUUCGGAAGGAGUGGAUGAGAGAGACGAUCUCGGAUGUUGGCUUGGGGAUGCUUAAGUCUGUCAAGAACUACGUGGACCCCAAAAACAUCUUCGGCAACAGGAACCUCAUCUAAUUUCCAGCUCACCUUAAUCUCACUUUUUUCUAAAAAGCACCUUGUGCAUUUUGGAUUGAUAGAUACUAAAUGUGAAUUGAAAAUGGACAGCAAUGUUGUUUUUUCCAUCAAAGUAUCAUUCGGUGCCAUCUAUUCAUUUACCCAAACCUUUUCUUUUACAUUAAUUUGCACUUAAUAUGCUGUAACAAUCAUUGUCACUCACAGUGAAGCUCAUAUUUGCUGUUGUUGGAGCUGCAGCCAUGAUGCGACCAGAUAUAAUGCAACAACAUCUUGAUUUUUGUCAUAUUUUCUUAUGUUUAACCAUUUCUUGAAUAUCCUUGCCAACAUGGUUAAUUCAUCGGUUUGUUUUCACUUUCCUCUUGUGUAUGUGUCGGGGGCACUUCUUUAGGGGUUAGUUCUAGAUGAAUGCGCUAUCUGAAGCUCUGUGCCUUUCUAAAGUUAAUGUCUGCCUUCCUCCUCUCCUACUAAACACUCUGCUGGUGUACAGUGAGUCCCUUUGUGAAGAGAUAUGAACUGGACAUGAUGUUUCCUCUGUCUUCAUCCUGCACUUGCCCUCAUGCCUGUUGUACUGACCUAUUGCCAUAAGAGACUUUUUCUGGACUGACUGACUGUGUGCGUGUGUGCCUCUGCCCCACCAAAUUUUAACAAGAUCCCCCCCCCUCCUAGUAGUACAGUCUGAUUAUAAAGAGAGAUAUUGUGUGUUUAGUUUUUUGUACUGAAAGUGUUUACCUUACAUGGUUUGUUACUAAGAAAGUAAAGUGUUGGGUUUGCACAUUGCAUUUUUUUCAAUCACGCCUGCUUCAAUGUAACCGCGCUCGCAUUGUAAGACCUAUGGAUCCCGGUGCUCACGUCGUACCAAAGACUCAACACAUCAGAUCAUGGAAACAUACCGUGAACAUAUGUUUGACAAUGUGACCUUCACACCCAUUUACUUACUUUGUGCACAGCUAAACUAUAUUUUUGAAUCAACAUAUGCAAAGAUAACCCUUCUGAGAGCUGUAAAAUAUAGACAUUUGUUACUGCUAUGUGCUAAAACUUUCUACAUCAUGUUUCCUACGUUAAAGACACUGUAUUGAAUUAUUUCUGCUUUAUAGAAUUUUUUUUCCUGAAAGUUUCCCUUGUUAUCUGUAGUGUGUAAAGGUUUUUUAGAACCGAUACUGUAAUGUACUACAAUGUAAUAUCAGUUGUGUUCCAUUGUCACCAUUGGUUUUGAAGCAAAGUAAAACUUUAAGAGAGCUGUUUGCUGAUGAAGCUUGCCUUUUUUACCUAAUGUGUGGUUGAGAUUUUCCUCGACCACCUUGUCCUUUUUUAAUUCAUAUUUCCCCACACAUAAAAGGACUUAGUAGGACCUCAUCAUGUGACAUUUUACCUCGGUGUCAAAAAUGUGCGAGAGAUUUUGAACGUUAUGGAUGUACCUUAUUUUGUUAUUUUCCACUUCUCUUAACAACGUAACAUCUGACUACAUUGUGUCUGUUUGUGCAAUAAAUUGAACUAAAAAA